Trematosphaeria pertusa is the source of this 1778-nucleotide messenger RNA. RefSeq lists its product as uncharacterized. The transcript has a single exon. Bases 191 to 1396 code for a protein of 401 amino acids. Lineage: Eukaryota; Fungi; Ascomycota; Dothideomycetes; Pleosporales; Trematosphaeriaceae. The record is from RefSeq and is a predicted model, not a curated record.
GGGUUGUGCAACUCCGCCUCCCGCCACUGACGAGCGGCCCCUCCACUACACAGCCAGCAUUCGCCAUCGUGAACUCAGGCCACAACGAUGGUUUUCCUACGCCUAUAAAGCGGCUCGUAGGGGGCAAUUUCCUCUUCACGCAAUCACAGCUUCAUCCUCUUUCAUCACAUCCACACGCUUGCUUACCGCCAUGGUGUUUGAGCAUGUCAGCGACGCCCAAGCGGCCGUCGCCGUCGGUCUCCUGACAGUCCUUGCGGGCUAUAUCGGCUCUGAUAUUGCUCCCGAUACCCUCAUCGAGCGCAUGCUGUGGCCUCAACGAUCGAACAACGGCUUUGGCGCGCGGAGCACUCUCAAAUAUGCAUGCCUCUUGCCCGCCGGAGGGCCAUUGCAUCGACUCGCACUCAAGACGAUGGAUACUUUCUUCAAGCAUUCGCUGCAUAAAGGAGCUGGACGUGGGCACAUGCUAGGCACGGCCUUCUUCCCCGACACCGGCAUCGCGUACAAGAUGCAUCCGGGCAAUGGACAGCCGGCCGAGGACGAGCUGGUGAGGAACGGGCUCCUAGUCCGCAUCCUCAAGUGUAUCCCAUACAUUGCUUCAGAUUCGAACGAUGACCAAGCAGCGACAACCCGAGUGCGCCAGCAGAUUACAGUCAGUCAUUUGGAGCUAUUCAACUUCGAGACCAUCCCUCCCCAGGGUGCCAUCACCCUAGAUGACGACGUCGUCAAUGCAAAGACUCUAUUCGCUAUCGUAGCUACAGAGCUCCCUGCUAUUAUCCUGGCUCUUUUGGUAUCCGCCACUUGGAGCUCCCUUGCCGGCCUUUUAUUCCUCGCCCCGUUGGUCCUAAAAGUCGUUGCCGCUCUGACGACCAUCGAAAGAGAAGACCUCAUCAUCCCGCACGACCGCGAAAAGGCUUCAUGGGACGACGUAGCCAUGCAUCCAAAGUUUGAAAUUCACAUUCCGGGCGAAGGGUUCCAGGUUGUGUCGGGUCCCGCUGAGCUCGUUCUCCCCUUCUUCCGCCACUACGGGCAUCCCAUCCGCUGCCGCUGGCGCGAGAUUACUCAGAUGCUCAUAAUUGCUGCUACAGGCUUCUGCUACCCGACUACAGCUGCGCUUAUGGUCCUUUUCAUGCCGCUGCAGGUUCAGACCGUCUGGGCGGCAUACCAGGUUUACGUGAUCUUCGCCAUGCUCGCGGCUCGAUACGGCGAAGGCGAGCUGUGGGGAACCACGGAGGAGCGCGUCGGAAAAGCUCUGGUGGAAUCUGAAAAGUACGCCGGAGAAGGCAUGGUGGUGCUGAAGAAUCGAACCGGGGAGAUGGUGGGCAUGAGACUGAAGCGGACAGUGCAUGGAAGCUAUUCGGCUGGCAAAACCCAGGUUGCACGCAUCGUCUCGAGUUAGGAGGCAAAAGGUCACUCCCUCGUUGGUGGUGUAUCUUUUUUCAUGGUCCAUGGUUUCUUUCCUCCUUUCCUGUACUGUAGGCAGACAGAGGCUCUUCACUUUACUGCUCAGUUGCCACUUUGUUGAGGAUAUCUGUCAUCAUGAGAAUGUUCAUACCAGUCACCAGUCACAUAAAUUCUUUCCCUUUUCGUUUCGCACCCUGUUAGGACAAAACGGAGGGCUUGCUCUAGAAAGAGAAUUUGCAGCUAAAACCUUUGCUACCAAAGGCACGACACUCACUCGCUUCGUCUUCGCACUUUGACAGCUUAGGACUAGCGCAUUUUCUCUUUUUGCGGGCUUGGUAGUAGCAGUAUGCUGUAUCACAUCCCAACCACCCGUUGAC